This is a messenger RNA of Ananas comosus (pineapple), 982 nucleotides long. RefSeq lists its product as uncharacterized. The record is from RefSeq and is a predicted model, not a curated record. NCBI's taxonomy places the organism in Eukaryota, Viridiplantae, Streptophyta, Magnoliopsida, Poales, Bromeliaceae. The coding region runs from base 1 to 936 and encodes 311 amino acids. The transcript is spliced from 5 exons.
AUGUACGGCAGGCUCCCCGCAAAUUGCGGCCCAGUGGGGCCUACCAGGGGUUUUGUCGCAAAUGUUCGCAAUUUCCGCGCCACCCCCCCCUGCCCGCUCUUUCUCUCUCCACGUGGUCCCACUCCCCCCAGCGGCUUCCUCUCGCUCGCCGCCGUCCGAUCUCCUCGCCGAGAUCUGCCGGGGUUCGCGGGUAGCCUGUACGGGUGGGGCCUACCAGGGGAUUUGGCGCCUCUCUCUCUCCGAUCUCUCUCCGAUCUCCCCACAGGAAUCCGCGCUCUCUUCGACCUCCUGCCGGGAUCCGUGGCGCGAUCUUCGCCGGUGGGGAUCUGGCGAGGAUCUUCUUCUCCUCCUCCCCCUCCCCAUUGCGAGGCUCCCCUCCCCAUCGCGUGCCUCGCAAGCCCCCGCGCCCUCUCCGUUGCGCCUGCUCCCUGUCCGACGAAAUGCCGAGCCGAUAGCGGGGCGCUCCGCGGGCAUGGAUUUUUUCCCUCUCCGCCUUGCCACACCCUCGGCUCGGUGCAACCAUACGACAGCUGCGUUCUUCGUGCAGGAGAUGGUGGUGACGGAGCCGUGGAGGGCGCGGCGGAGGCGGCCCCGGUGGUGCACUCGAAGCGGCGCCUGAGAUUGUUCGGCGUGAAUUUGGAGUGCGCUCCCGACUUGGAAGAGGCGCCGCAGACGGCAAGAUCAGUGUUCGGUUUAGUGAACCAAACUGCGUGCAAGCCAACCCCGUCGGCACCUUAUUAUUGGUGCUGCAUUGCCGUUCAAGGAGAAAACAGAGUUACUGUUCUGAGAACAUUACAAGCACGGAUAAAAUCGAGGUGUCACCGAAUACAGCAGCUAAUGCAAAGGUUUGUUGUACAGAAACAGAAACCCCCUUUCAAGUGGCUGUUACAACGGCAAGAGAUCGUGAUAUCUAUGUUUAUGCAAGGUGUAAACUAAGAAGAAAAAUUUUAAAUCAAUGUAAAUGUGUAGAUUUUAGGUGAAA